AUGAUUUUGGCAUCAAAUUUUGUUCAAUCUGAUUUUAAUCAAAUAGGCAGUGCUGUUAUUAUUAAUGAUAAGAAAAAUCAUAUAAGUUACUUAUUAACAGCAUAGACUUUCCUUGUAUCUAAUGAAAAAGGCUCAUAAAUCUUGGUUGGACAAAAUUAAAUAAAAGCUUAUCUUUUAGAGAACUUUUAAAAAUUUCUAAAUUUUACUUUAGCCAAAUGCGAAGAAUAUUUAUAAAGUAGUUUAAACAUAGAAGAUUUCAUAUAUUAUAAGGAAUUAGAAGUUGGAUAAUCUGUUUAUAUGAUUUGUUAUUAAGAAGGAUUAUUUCAAAAUAAGCCAUUCAUUUCAAAAGGACGAAUUUUGAAAUUACAUAAGAACGAUUAAAAUGACAAUUUUACAAUAAUAACUGAUUGCUACAUCAAAAAUAGUUUGAAUGGAGGAGGACUCUUUUCAGAGUAAGGAAAACUUAUAGGAAUAUUAUAAAAUAUUGUCAAUUAUGUUAGUGAAGGAGUCUUUUGUGAGUUAUCUAUUUUCACUCCAAUUUUAUUAUUUGAUUAAUUAUUCAAAGAUUUAUCUAAUUAAAAGUAAUAAUAUUUAAUAAAUAGAUAAUUAACAGAGAAAUCAAUAGAAAAAUUUGGAUUAAUUUAAAAAUUGAACAAACUUCCUCCUUAUGUAUAAAGUUAACUUGGUUAACAGAACCCUAAAUUAUGA
Molecule: messenger RNA, 708 nt
Organism: Paramecium primaurelia
Lineage: Eukaryota; Ciliophora; Oligohymenophorea; Peniculida; Parameciidae
Source: the annotation of a GenBank genome assembly